Molecule: messenger RNA, 261 nt
Organism: Clonostachys solani
Lineage: Eukaryota; Fungi; Ascomycota; Sordariomycetes; Hypocreales; Bionectriaceae
Source: the annotation of a GenBank genome assembly
AUGAAGUUAUCUAUCAUCGCUCUUAUGACUACGAUUGGCCUUGCCGCUGCCGAAUGCUCCGAGGGCUUCUGGUAUGCUGACCGCGAAACCCGUGAGCCCUGCGCCACCCCUUGCGAAGUACAAGGUGGAGGGAAGUGUAUUCUCGAUUGCCCAGAGGAGAACGACCCCAACUUCCCGCUUCUUUGCGCAGCUACUUACACGUGGUUCGCUGCGAUUUUGAAGAAGGCAACUGUUUCAAACUUCAACUAUUUUCUCAGGUAG